UUAGUUCUGCGAUGUUUAUGCGCGUAACUGAAGGUGUUUGGUGGGUGGAGUUUAGUGUGUCUGAAGCAGCAGCACCUCGCGGAGCUUCAGUCAGAUUCACUAAUGAAACUCGCUUUGUCCGUCUUGGACUUUCUCAGACGAGUUUGUUCGUUUUUCAGAGUGUCUGUUUUCAUACGGAGUUCAGAGGACUAGUUCAAACACGUCCUGCUCGCGCUCUGCAGUAAGUUUGUAUGAUGAUGUGAAUGCGAUUAUCAGCGGAGGAUCGCGGCUCGAGCUCCGGGAGGAUGAAUGUGUUUCUCCGGCUCGGAUUCUCUUUUCUGCUGCUCUUCUGCGCGCUCGUUUCUACUCAAGGUCCAGAAUGUGGUGCUGGAUGUCAUCGACACCACGGGUUCUGUGAGCAGUCUGGAGAAUGCAGGUGCAGAGCCGGUUGGCGAGGCGCGGCGUGCGAUCAGUGCGUUCCUGCACCCGGCUGCGCGCACGGAGCGUGUGAAGAGCCCGGACAGUGCAUCUGUGACCGCGGCUGGACGGGAGCGCGCUGUGAUCGAGAUGUUCGUCUGUGUUCAUCAAAGCCCUGCUCGGGAAACUCCACCUGUGUGGAGAUGGAGGGAGGAGGAGGUGGACACGUCUGCCUUUGUUCUGCUGGAGACACGGGGGAGAACUGCCAGCUGAAGAAACCCUGUUCAGCCGACGGCUCUCACUGUCAGAACGGAGGAACCUGCGUGGACACGAUCGGCUCUGACAGCCGUCCCUCCUGCCUCUGUCCUCCUGGAUUCACCGGCGCGUUCUGUGAGAUCCAGCCUGACGUCUGCGAGCCCAAUCCGUGCGUGAACGGUGGCAGGUGCGUCCGUCAGGAUCCGGAAUACACCUGCGUCUGUCCGCCGCCCUUCUCCGGCCCGGUCUGCAGCGGCAGUCUCUCGACGUGUUCCAGCGGCCGCUGCGUGAACGGAGGCUCCUGCGUGAACGGCACAGACGGCGGGAUCCGCUGCGCCUGCCUUCCCAGAUUCACCGGGCCGUCUUGUGAACUUCACGUCAACAAGCUCAAGCGCAGAGUUAAAGUGCAGCACUACGCCGCGCCGGCUCUCCACAAGCUUCUCCGGCCGGUUCAGGCGUCUGCAUCGCUGGUCACCCGCAGCCAGGUCAUCUGUUUCGUGGUUCUGGGUCUCCUCACCUGUCUGGUGGUGCUGGUCACGACAGGCAUCAUCUUCUUCCACCGCUGCGAGGCGUGGAUGGCCAACAGCAGGUACCGGCAGCUGGUGCAGCAUCAGAGGGAUCUCCUCCUGCGAUCUGACGCCGAGCAGCCCGUCAAUAUCAUCCUGCCCGAGAAGAUCCGGCUCAGUAACUAUGGGAGGCAUUACACCUCCAUCUGACAGAGGAUCGUGUCAGUGUGUCUGUGAUUCACACCGCUGCAGGAUUUCAAGGUUUCCAUGAACUUACUGUUGGAACACAAACAUGAUCGUCCUCAUGCGAGAGACCCCGUCCUGACAUUUAAAAGGCAUCUAUCUAUCUUUUAAACACUCAAAAAAUGUAAAUUAAAAAAUAAUUUCUAUUAAGUUUCAUUAUUAUACUUUUUUUCUACCCACUUAAGUGAUAUAGGGUGAAUUCAGGUUGAUUGGGACACUUUUUGCCAUUGAGUUGACUGGGAAAAAGUGUCUUUAUCAACUGGAAUUCACCCUACUGCUAAAUGUAUCAUUCGUUUUAUGUUUAUUUAAUUAUUUUUUUAUCUAUUUAUUUUUCAUUUAUUUAUCACUAAUAUAUAUUAUUUUUUUAAACACUCAUUUUAUUCAUGUAUGUAUUUUAAUGUAAUUUAUUUACUUAUUUUAAUCAUAUUAUUUAUGAUUUAUUUAUUUUAUUUUUCCCAGAUUGAACGUGAUUCUCAUUCUGAAGUCUUCAGUUUUCUGUAGUCAUCACUGAUUCUGUUAGUCCUCUGCUGAAGGAAAGCCGAGCAGAUGAACUGUUUACCUGAGCAGGUGAUUUACAUGUGAUCGGAUGACUAAUGUAGCACUUAAUAAACCAGUGUUUAUCGAUGUUGUAGAGUAA
This is a messenger RNA of Megalobrama amblycephala (Wuchang bream), 2037 nucleotides long. Its product is annotated as protein delta homolog 1. Lineage: Eukaryota; Metazoa; Chordata; Actinopteri; Cypriniformes; Xenocyprididae. The record is from RefSeq and is a predicted model, not a curated record. Gene Ontology annotation, cellular component: protein-containing complex; plasma membrane. The coding region runs from base 243 to 1367 and encodes 374 amino acids. Gene Ontology annotation, biological process: establishment or maintenance of epithelial cell apical/basal polarity; heterophilic cell-cell adhesion. Gene Ontology annotation, molecular function: calcium ion binding. The transcript is spliced from 5 exons.